Panicum virgatum (switchgrass) is the source of this 1362-nucleotide messenger RNA. Its product is annotated as aspartic proteinase nepenthesin-2-like. The transcript has a single exon. Gene Ontology annotation, cellular component: extracellular region. The coding region runs from base 1 to 1362 and encodes 453 amino acids. Lineage: Eukaryota; Viridiplantae; Streptophyta; Magnoliopsida; Poales; Poaceae. The record is from RefSeq and is a predicted model, not a curated record.
AUGAGCAUUGCUGCUCUUAUACUCACUGCUCUUCUGUUCGUGGCCGUCGAUUCUGCCGUUCGUGAUGAGAAGGUUGCUUCUCCUCCGUUUGGCGAGCCUUCCUUCAAGGGCGGGUUUUCUCUCUCCAUCAUCCACCGGAAUGCCCUGACGAGUCCACUUCGGGACUCCACUCUGACCACUUGGGAUCUGUUCAAGGAGGAGAUUCAACUGGCAUCGUCACAUGUGCCGGUUGAUGCAUUGGCCAGUGAGAAGAUAGUUGUGCCAUCCCAUUUCCGCCGUGGUCUUUACCUCGUGCCGCUCCGCAUCGGUGGAUCUCUCGACCGCAUCUCCUCGAGGUACCUCAUGUUUGACACAGGCAGUGAUCUAUCCUGGACGCAGUGCUAUCCUUGUACGGACUGUGCUCGGGGCCAUUUUCCCCCUUACAUGCCGUUCAAGUCUAGCACAUUUCGUAGUGUCUCUUGUGAUGAUCCACUCUGCGAGCAUGCCCCUGAUGCCUCUUGUGAUGAAUCAGGCAGCGGGAAGUGCAAAUUUUUUAGGAAAUAUGUGGAUGGGAGUAAGGCCUCGGGUUACCUAGCAUCUGAUAUUUUCCACUUCAGCUUGGAAGGCAACACUGACUACCACUUUGAGCCGGAAGUUGUCUUUGGCUGUGCCACGGCUGAGAAGUCCGUAUUUGUAAGGGAAUAUAACACCGGAAUUUUAUCUCUUGGUACCAGCAGCCUGUCAUUUGUAGCGCAAGUGCGUGUGGACAAAUUCUCUUACUGUGUUCCAGCUCCAGCAAGACGUGAUGAUGAUGAUCUAGCACUAAGCUACCUUAGAUUUGGUUCUCAAGCCCGGAUCUCAGGGAAGAGGAUUCCAUUCUGGAGUUACAACAAUAAGUACUAUGUCCAACUGAAGAGGGUGACAUAUCAGCAUGGAAAUCGCUUAAGUCAGCAGCAACCUGUACCCAUAUAUCCUGGAGAUGGAGGAGCUGAAGGGAGCACACUUUAUAUGCUGGUGGACUCGGGAACCAUCGGGCUUUGGCUUCCCGAAUCUAUAUUUUACCCUCUGCAGAAGAAAAUCGACACUGAUAUUUCUCUGAUCAGGGUGCGCUUCUCUGACAAUCCUAACGCCUAUUGCUACAGAGGGACUAUGAAGGAUGUUGAGGAAGUGGCUGUGACAUUGGGAUUUGUCGGAGGGGCGGAGAUGGAGCUGUUCGGCGACUCACUCUUCUUUGAAUACAACAAUUCGGAAUGGAUUUGCCUGGGGUUUACUCCAAGCAAUACCACAGCUCUAGGCAUAUAUGCCCAGCGUAACACUAACAUGGGGUUCGAUUUAUCGGAAAGGGAGAUAUCAAUCGAUCAAGCUGCUGGUUGCGUUUCAUAA